Molecule: messenger RNA, 1473 nt
Organism: Penicillium pulvis
Lineage: Eukaryota; Fungi; Ascomycota; Eurotiomycetes; Eurotiales; Aspergillaceae
Exons: 2
Coding region: 1-1473 (490 amino acids)
Source: RefSeq, a predicted model, not a curated record
AUGAAAAGUGUCUAUCAACCACCUCAACAUCAGCAAGUCUGCUUGUCAGCACUCCCCAACGGAGAGCCGCCAUUGCCAGCCAUAGUCGCUACCGACGUGAAUAAAGCUCUAGAUGAAUUGGCUUAUAAAAAGGCUGAUAAAUCCCUACCGCAGCCCGGGGUGGACCCCAACCAGCAGGAUAUUUCAGUGUAUCCAAUAUUGAGCGACAAAGGCUUUUUAAUACACCUGCAGGAGUUCCAUGAAGCUUUGAUCAAAGCCAUCGUGAAUAUCGUGGAACGAUGGUGGGAUGACAGCGUUUCCGAUUUCCCCUCGAGAAUGCCCCUCGAGCCUCGGGCAGAAGAUAUGUUAAAGUGGAUUGAUGAACAAAGCAAGAAUAGCUCAAUGCCCGCUUUCGCAAACUGUCUGGGUAAUUGGAGACCAGACUUUCUUUUGACCCACAAUGACAUUUCAGUCCAAGGGCCAGGUUUCCAGGUCUGUGAGAUCAAUAGUCGAACACCCUAUAACUUCUUGAUCCAUACUGCAUACAAGCAUUGCAUGAUGAAGGGACUGCUCGGGUUGGACUCUAUUAUUCAGCCAGCAGGCGAUUUCAAGACUAUGGUGGAUGGCAUGUUCGAACACUUCAACCUUAACUUGCCGAUACAUUUGGUCAGGGGAAGAGACAGCAUCGAAAGGCAAGAAUUCGCCCUAUUAGCUGAGCAGAAAACUGGAUUACGGCCGAGAUUGGUGAACGUAUCUGACCUACAAUUGGAGCCCGACUCCUCUUCUUCCACUGGACAUACUCUUUAUUGCAAGUUGCAAGAAACUGGGGAUGAGCAAGAGCUAGAGAGAGUUCAUCAAGUCGCUUUGGCGCUUUUUCCUGAGGAAUACAGUCUUCUACCGCUUGACAUGCUUUGUCAUCUGGCGAAAAUAUCGGUGAAUGAUCUCCGUACCAGCCUAUUCGUGAACGAUCAGAGAUUCCUAGGCAUUAUCUUGCAGGAAUUGGAUGGUCUUGUUGAGAAACAUAAAGUCCUCACUCCUGAUCAAGCUAGAAUUCUCCAGGAAGGGAUUGUGCCUACGAUCCUGCCUGGAUCUCCGGAACUCAAAAAAAUCCUCCUAAGCAAUAUCAAUCCGGGAAACACCUUAAAAAAUGCUUUCAUGCUGAAAGCAACUCGCUCUAGUCGAGGUGUUGGUCAUUUGAUCGGAGAGGAGCUUUCCACAGAAGAGUGGGAAGCAGCCUUGCUCGGAAUGCAAGAUCAAGCCAUUCGGGCAGACGUAACAUCAUAUGUACUUCAGCCAUAUGUGCGACAGCCCAAGUUCGACAUCCUUGCAGACAAAGACAGAGUAGUGAGCAACAGUCAAGUAGUUGGUACUUAUUAUACUGUUAACGGUCGCUUUGUCGGGUUGGGACCUUGGCGCUCGGGAAAUGGGAAGAUAUGCAACGUUUUCAAUGGCGGGUGUGUGCUUGUAAACUCCGUUACAACUGCAGACUUAUGA